This is a messenger RNA of Camelina sativa (false flax), 550 nucleotides long. RefSeq names its product auxin-responsive protein SAUR15-like. Gene Ontology annotation, biological process: response to auxin. Lineage: Eukaryota; Viridiplantae; Streptophyta; Magnoliopsida; Brassicales; Brassicaceae. The record is from RefSeq and is a predicted model, not a curated record.
UAAUGUCCUGUGACUCACUCACACCCAACACAUAAGUCACUAUAUAAUAGGCUACAUAUAACUAUGCCUAACAAGGUCACUGACAUGCACUUCCACCAAGUAGAAGAAGAAGAACAUACUGGAGAGAGCAGAUCAUCCUCAAGAACACCGAGAGGGAAUUUCGUGGUUUACGUUGGCACAAACAAAAAGUUGGAGAGAUUUGUGAUUCCCACAAGGUUUCUGAAGAGCCCAUCUUUCCAGAAGCUUCUUGAAAAGGCUGCCGAGGAGUACGGUUACGCGGAAGCUUACCGUAACAAGAUUGUCUUGCCAUGUGAUGUCUCUAGUUUCCGAAGUCUCGUCAUGUUCCUGACUUCUCACGGCAAGGGACAUUAACCACAUGAGCCGACUACGUCGUCUGAAUGAUAAAAUGGUCAUAUACGUCUCAUAUGCAUGUGUUAUAAUUCAAAAUUUUUGUAAUGUACUAUAUAUUCUGACUUAAUUCAACUACGAGUGUAAGAUCUUUAUUUAUCAUUUUCUUGAAUAUCAGUUCAAUGUGUGUGUGUUUUUCUUA